GACCCUUGGAUGCACCCCACAUUCUUCUGGCGAUCUUGCAAUCACUCCGCAUCUUCUCCACGUUUUUCUUGGUCUGCGGUCUCAACCAACAUCCUCCAUAUCAUCUUAGCCACUCGCGCAAGAUGGCAAAACAAUACUUCUUUGGCCUCACUGGCCACAAGUUGAGGACUGCGCAGCUUUGGGCUGUCAUCAUGCCUGCCUUUAUACUGUUCGGAUACAACCAAGCCGUCGCUGGAGGUCUCCUUGGCCUUCCGACGUGGAUUGCAACGUUUCCACGAAUCGAUACUUCUACUGGCAACGCCGCACUGAACACCCACAACUCCCGCAUCCAGGGCGCUGUCGUGGCAUUAUACACCCUGGGGGCAAUGUUCGGCGCGCUCUCUUGCAUCCCUCUUGGUGACCGACUAGGCCGCCUCCGGAUGAUGCAGCUCGGAUCUGCUGUACACAUUGUCGGCUCCAUCCUUCAAGCCUCGUCGUUUUCCCUGGGCCAGCUGAUCGUCGGCCGCUUGAUUGCCGGUCUUGGAUUCGGCGCCCUCUCCGCCACUGCUCCCAAUUGGCAGAGUGAAUGCUCACUUGCACAACAUCGUGGCGCCACCGUCAUCAUGGAAAGCGUCUUCAUCAGCUUGGGACUCGCCAUCGCCGCAUGGGUGACGUUGGGUACCAGUUUCAUCGCCUCUUCCGCAAGCUGGAGGUUCCCUCUGGCUUUGAGCUCUCUCUGGGCCAUCAUUACGAUCAUCACCUCCGCCAUGAUGCCCGAGAGCCCGCGUUGGCUCCUGAAAAGAGGUCGGGUGGAGGAUGCCCGCCAAGUCAUGGCAGCUUUGAACGGCAUUCAGCCAGAGGACCCCCAAAUUCAAGCCGACAUUGAUGAGAUUAAUCAGUCCCUCAGGGUUGCAGGGAAUGCCCGCUUUGUCGAUAUCUUCAAGAUGGGAGAGCUCAGGUUGUUCAACCGCGCUGCGUUGGCCUGUGCUGGUCAAAUGUUUCAGCAGCUCACCGGCAUCAAUGCCCUCGCCUUCUACCUCGCCACCAUAUUUCACACCUAUCUCGGUCUUACGGGCUUCCAAGCUGGAAUUGUUGCGGCGUCAACUUUCACAUUCCAAAUGGUGUGCUCGCCAAUUGGAGUACUCACUGUCGACCGUUUCGGAAGGAGAAAGCUGAUGAUGGUAUCCGCGUUUGGCAUGGGAGCUUGCAUGGCUAUUGUCGCCGGUACUACAAGCCAGACAAACAACAAAGCGGCCUCUGGAGUGGCAGGAGCCAUGAUCUUCCUCUUUUCGCUCUUCUUCCCCGUUGGCUUCCUCGGCAUGACGUUCUUGUACGCCAGCGAGAUUGCUCCCAACACGGUUCGGGUGCAGAUUACCAGCUUGAGCACGGCGACGGCCUGGGUCUUUAACUUUAUGGUUGCUCUCGUGACUCCGGUCGGAUUUGCCACCAUUGGCUGGAGGUACUUCAUCGUCUGGGCUUGCAUGAAUUGGUUCUUGCUUCUACCAUGCGUGUACUUCUUCUUCCCUGAGACUGCCGGGAGACAUCUCGAAGAAGUCGACGAGAUCUUCCGCAACAGCAAGAACAUCUUCGACCCAGUCAAGCAAGCUCGCUACUUCGUUCCCCACCGCCCUUUCGAAAGUGAGGAAGCAGGCAGCGACAAUGUCGUCAGGGAGAAAGUGGCAAUGAAAUACGAUGAGCAGUGAUAUGUGGAAGAUGACGAAGCUGAAGACCAGAUCGGGGGUUGAUAUGACU
Molecule: messenger RNA, 1731 nt
Organism: Neohortaea acidophila
Lineage: Eukaryota; Fungi; Ascomycota; Dothideomycetes; Mycosphaerellales; Teratosphaeriaceae
Product: putative sugar transporter
Exons: 4
Coding region: 123-1682 (519 amino acids)
Biological process (GO): carbohydrate transport; transmembrane transport
Cellular component (GO): membrane
Molecular function (GO): carbohydrate:proton symporter activity
Source: RefSeq, a predicted model, not a curated record